CCUCCUGCCCUGCUAUCUACCGCAUGUCAGUACCCUGUUCCCACUCGCUGCACCUAUCCUGCCUUUAACCCUCCUGGUGCCUCGGCACCCGCACUUCAACCUGAUGUCUGUACCCGGCCUGAAGCCUCCACCCGGCCUGAAGCCUCCACCCGGCCUGAAGCCUCCAUUCAGCAUGAUGUUUCUACCCAGCCUGAUGAACUGAUCCAGCCUGAGGAUCCUAUUAGGCCAGUUGACUCAAUGCCCGCUGUUGAUCCAGACGAUCCGGUACCUGAUGACACGGUGCCUGCUGUCAUACCUGGUGGCCCGCUGUCGAGCCAGACAAUCCAAUGCCUGAUGACCCAGUGCCCGCGGUCAUACCUGGUGAUCCGAUGCCCGCUGUCGAGCCAGACGAUCCAGCGCCAGAUGAACCGGUGCCCGCUG
Messenger RNA from Staurois parvus, 420 nucleotides. Lineage: Eukaryota; Metazoa; Chordata; Amphibia; Anura; Ranidae. The record is from the annotation of a GenBank genome assembly.